UUCGGAUUCCCACUCUUACCUCCCAAGACGCCCGAGUGCUUCAGAGCUACUAUCAUUCAUUCAUCACUCUUCAAUUUCCACACCGUUGUAUGUUUCUCCCCUCAUUAUUCGAGAAUGUGUUGCAUUCGGCGCGAUCCGUCGUGGCCCGAAUGCCGCUUCACUUACAAAACAAUCAUGAGUUGUCACACGAAGCUAGAAGUCGGAUCUUGAAUCGUCGAGCCAUUCAACAUUUAACCCCCUCGUCAAGUUCAGAGGGGCAUAAGUCGCACCGCUUCAAGAUCUUCAAGGCCCUCCACUUCCAUCAAGGAUUUAUAUCCAGUGACGCGUUGCCGUCGUAUUCCAGACUGCAGAUAUCUUAACUCUACAUCCUUGCAUCUUUGAGAGUCAAGGACUUGACUUGAUUUCACGCCAAGCAACCUAGAAUGAUGCACAGCA
Molecule: messenger RNA, 435 nt
Organism: Trichoderma harzianum CBS 226.95
Lineage: Eukaryota; Fungi; Ascomycota; Sordariomycetes; Hypocreales; Hypocreaceae
Exons: 2
Coding region: 90-359 (89 amino acids)
Source: RefSeq, a predicted model, not a curated record